AUGGAUUUCAAGAAGGCAGACUUCAACAAACUCAGGGAGUUGGUAAAGGUGCUGAUUUAUGGAGGCGAUAUCUUGAACUUUGCAGGGGAUGCACUGCUAGCACUGUGGAAAGUGCAACGAAGCCAGCUGAGCGAUAUCAUUACACUUGCACUGAAAUGUAGCCUGAGGAUCCAGGAAGAGUAUGGGGUUCGUGAAACUGAAGUGGGUCUGAAGCUCCGAGUGAAGAUAGGGCUAUCUGCAGGUCACAUCUCCAAAGUUGUUGUUGGAGACAAUAAGCACCAAUAUUUUCUGGUAAUUGGCCGAGCAGUGGAUGGAGUUCGGUUGGCCCAAAACCUAGCAAAAGCAAGCGAGGUUAUUCUAUCGCCGAACUGCUGGGAACUCUGUAACAGGAACAUGAUAGAAAUAGAAAGAAUUAAAGAUCAAAGAGCUGUUAAGGCUAAAUACAUAAAGACCAUCUCUGAGAUUGAGUUCGACGAGUUCUUCUGGAAAUGUACUGAAUACCUACAGCACUUCCCCACGGGUGAAAGUAACAGUAUCCUCAGAGCAACCUCCACAUUGUCUCCUAAUGAUGAGCUGGAGAAGUCCCUCCGGAAGUAUGUGAUGAGAAACAUUCUGAAGAAGAUUGACGACAACCAACCUCUAGAAUAUUUAUCUGAGCUUCGGCCGGUCACAAUUGUCUUUGUGAACCUGCAGUUUGACAAAACUGCCAAUACCUUGCAUCUGUGCAAGGCCAUCCACGAUGCCAAUGUGAAGAUCUCAAACAUCAUCCACGUCUUCAGUGGCAAAAUCAACAAAGUCUUUAUGUUUGACAAAGGCUGCACAUUCCUGUGUGUGUUCGGGCUCCCUGGGGAUAAGCAGGCUGACGAGAGCACCCACGCCUUGGACAGCGCAUUUAAAAUCUUCAACUUCUGUUCUGAGACGCUCAUGAAAAUAAAGCUAGUUUCCAUCGGGGUUACCAGCGGGCCAGUGUUCUGCGGAGUAGUUGGCCAUCGUGUAAGGCACGAAUACACAGUCAUUGGCCAGAAGGUGAAUCUCGCUGCCUGGAUGAUGAUGUAUUAUCCGGGGUUAGUGUCCUGUGAUGCAGUGACCUACGCCAACUCCAGGCUGCCUCAUUACUUCUUUGAAGAGCUCCCCCAAACUGAAAUGAAAGGAGUUGUGAAUCCCGGCAUGGUCUAUCAUUAUCUUGGCAUCAUUGAGAUAAAAAUGUUUGGCACAGCGUAUCUCACCAAGGAGAGGUCUGAGUAUUACCACUUACUGGGAGCUGAUGAAUCUCCUGGUUGGCAGGCUGGUCGGGAAAAAGAGCUUGAAAUCUAUGACACUUUAUUGAAAGGAUUUGUGGGGUCUACAGAAGGCCGCAUCAUAAUGUAUGAAGGCCUUAUGGGCUAUGGAAAGAGCCAGUUACUUGCUGAAAUUGCCUACUUAGGCCAGGAGGCUGGCCACAAGGUUGUUGCUAUGGAGCUGACGAAGGUAAAUGUGCAGCAGAAUUUUUUUGCCAUCCGGACACUCAUGGCCAUGUUUCUGGGGAUUGAUGCCUGUAAAUCUGAAGUUGCAAGACAGCACAUCCUCCAUCGCAAACUCCAAGGUGUGGUAGAAGAGUCCUACUAUUGCCUCCUGAAUAACAUCUUUCGUGUUCAGUUUCCCAUCUCUGCCGAGGUUUUCAAAAUGGAUAAUGAAACAAGGACAGAGGAGAUGGAACUAUUUCUUGUGAAAAUACUACAGAAGGUAGUAGAGAAAGACAUUCUCAUUUUUGUCAUUGACGAAGCCCACUUCAUUGAUCCUGCAUCAUGGGAAUUUCUGGACAACUUGCUCUCCAACAUCCCAGUGUUUACGGUCAUGUCUCUAUCUCCUCCCAGCCGCCAAGCACGGCUGCCUUGUGGUUCUGCUGCAAACAUCAUUAAGAGCACAAAGACCACCUAUGUUCAGCUGCGGGAGCUAAAGCCCUCUGUGAUCCUGCAAAAAGCCUGCCAGGACCUUGGGGUGGUCAGCAUCCCCCGGGAGCUAGAAACGUUCUUGAUACAGAGAAGCCAUGGAAUUCCAUUUUACUGCGAGGAGUUGCUGCGGAACCUCCAUUUAAAGAACAUGCUCAUCUUCCAUCUGUGGGAGGAGGAGGAAGAAGUAGAUGAUGAGUGGGAGGGCCUUUUCACCAAUGCCAUCAAGGUCAUCCCCUCCAAAACGGAAUCGCUUUCCAGCUCAGACAAUGAAUUGUACAUUUGCACCAUUCGCCAGAAUGUUAAGUUGCAAAAUAUUAUGCUGCCCCCUACCUUAAAAGGCAUUGCACUGGCUGUGUUAGACAACAUGAGCCCUUCGGAGCAGAUGGUAGUGAAGUGUGCAGCUAUCAUCGGGCUGACUUUCACGACUGAUCUGCUGCUCCACAUCCUUCCUGAAUGGACCAAGAGGAAGAUGAAUCAGACGCUUGCAGCCCUGGUGGAUUCCCACAUCUUCAAGUGUUUUAAUAAAAGAAAGGACUCCCAGAAUGCACAAUCACAGGAUAUGCCCUCCACAGAGUUACUUGUUUGCCCCAGGACGGUGAGACCAAUUGGACAAGAGUCAGGUAUCCGCUCUUCUGUUUAUAACCUACUCAAGCAAGAGCAGCUGGUGAUACAAUGCGGCGUCAUGGCGUUUUGCAACCCACUGCUGCAGGAAGCGGCCUACGAGAUCUGGCUGAAGAGCCAGAAGAAAGCCUUACAUCUCAAGUGUGUGAGCUAUCUAGAAGGGCAGGCUCACAAAUGCAGACGCUGCGGAGAAGGGGACUUCAUUUCAUUUCACCGCCACACCGUGGAAAUGAUGCUGGAGAGCCUCGAGUCUCAGGAAAACAUUUCUGAGCAGCAUAAGGAAUACCCAUUCAGCGAAGCAGCCUCACGGAUCAUUUACACAACCCUGAAAAGGCUUCAGGGUCCCUCAUUUGAAGACAUCACUACUUCUACUUUCUCCAAGAAGUUGAAGUUAUUACUUCCACAAGACAUUGAGAAAGGGACUGUAAAGGCACUAAAGAAACACAAGAUGUUGCCAGAGGAAAAUCUUAGAGCUGAAGAGAUAGAGAAGGAGUUUCUGGAAAGGCUGGACGAGAUCAUUCAGCAGUCUGACAGGGGUCAGGAGAAGAUCAGGCGCUUGGGAUCCUGCGAAUGUGAAGAGAUCGUGGAGUCUGUCUUUGUGCCCCUGGCCCGGCACUGCAUGUCGAUGGGAGAAUACGCCAGAGCCUUGUAUUACUUGUUGGAGUGUGCAGCGGCUUACUUACAUCUGUCAAACAACUACAUGGCCUUUUGCAAUUUGAAUACAGCAGAGAAUCUGAUCAAAUCGGUGGACUUCAGAGCACUUGUAAUUAACCAGUUUGAGGAAGCUACCUUCUACAGCCUGAAGGGUGAGCCAGCCAAAGUUGGGGAGCAGAUGUCUCCCUUCCUUCCCAAUGCCCAUAGGGAGAAGAAAUUAGCUUUCCUGUACCAGCAGGGCCACUGCCUUUCCUUAUUGUGGCAACUUUUAGGCCUGGACACUGCUACAAACAGCAAGAAGUUCUGUCGCCUGGCAGCACUCAUGAAGGUGAACUCAGCAGAGGAAUCGGGUGAUGAGAGCCAGAUCAUUUCAUCCUAUAUGGAAUUCUCACUCUGCUGCCUGAUGAUGGGUUACCAAGAUGAAUGGAUGAAAUAUGAGCUGAUGGCCAUCCAGCGUAGCUCUCACCUCCAGGUUAUCGGAGGAGGGCUAUUAACAACAGUUAAAUUAGCACAGUCAUUGGCCUAUAUGAAGCUCUGCUUGGGUAACCUGCCCCUAUCUAUUCAGUUAGGCUAUCGAGCCCAUGAAAUGUGUGUGCGUCUGAAGAAACCGAAGCUGGACUAUCUGGUUCUCUGCAUGCUCUUCAAAGCUCUCUUUCUGAGCAUCAGGUUUGCCAGACUUCAGCAGUGGGGCAACUUCAAGGAGCCUUUUGAAAAGGCCAGAAGGUUGCUGAGGAGAACUAGCGCCUCAUUCUUUGCUACCAGUGGAUUCUGUAGAUUCUUGGAGUGUGAGAUCCUUAUGCUAUGGAAACACAUUGAGGAAAAGCCUAAAUUGGUCCAGGAGACUCGUACUAAGACGCUAAAGGACUUGGACCAGGUUCUCUCUCGAUGCUCCAGAAGCCCUAUCUAUUACCCUAGGGUUUACCACCUGAAAGCCUAUAUCCUCCUGAUGUUGGGCAAUGAAGAACAGAGCCAAAUCUACCUAUCCCAAGCAUUCCAACUCUGUGACAUAUAUGGAAACCUCCUGGAGAAAUCCUGGCUGGAGAUCAGCGAUGAGUGGUGGUUCACUGCAAAAGGCCCCAUGGAAGACUUAUGGCUGAAGGCCGCACCAGAUUUUCCCAAGUGGGAAAUAGGAAUGACAGAGAAAGACUUUCCAGAGAUCCAUAAAACCAAGUACUUGCUGCGGGUGCCAGCAUUGGAUAUUAACAAUCCUUUCCCAGAACCUGAGAUCCCCGAUGCCCACAAAAUGGAUCUCUUAACGUUUCCCAGAUAUAAUCCCAAUGACAUCAUAACUCACAUCCGCAAUCAGAUCCUAACAGGAUCCGAAGCUAAAAACCUCUCCAAAAAUGACUUGUUUCCAAAUCCCAAGCCUGAGGUAUUGCACAUGAUCUUCAUGAGAACCUUGCAGAAUGUGUAUGGAAUCCGUCUGGAGCACUUCUACAUGAUGCCGGUCAAUGUUGACAUAAUGUAUCCACAGAUUGUUGAAGGCUUCCUACCUAUUUGUAACUUGUAUAUUAAUAUCACCAGCCAGACCCUGGCAGAGCUGAACCUCCAGGAUAACAGACUGGAAGACUCCAGAGUGCAGCUGCUGUGCGAGGCACUGAAACAUCCAAACUGCAAACUGCAGAAAAUAAAGUUGCGGGAUUGCCAUCUCACAGCUGCUUGUUGUGGGGACCUCUCCUCUGUUCUUAGCACCAGUCAGACCCUGUCUGAGCUGAACCUGAAACGCAAUAAACUGGAGGAUUCAGGAGUGCAGCUGCUGUGUGAGGGACUGAAACAUCCACACUGCAAACUGCAGAAACUAAAAUUGACGAAUUGUGAUUUCACAGCUGCUUGUUGUGGGGAUCUCUCCUCUGUUCUUAGCACCAGACAGACCCUGACAGAGUUGGACCUGAGGAACAACAAACUGGAAGAUUCAGGAAUGAGGCUGCUGUGUGAGGGACUGAAACAUCCAAACUGCAAACUGCAGAAUCUAAGGGUAAAGCAGCUGUGCAGCUGCCCUAAAGGUGCAGCCAAUGAUCCUGCUGACACAGGGUAA
This is a messenger RNA of Emys orbicularis (European pond turtle), 5241 nucleotides long. Its product is annotated as adenylate cyclase type 10-like. Gene Ontology annotation, molecular function: protein binding; adenylate cyclase activity. Gene Ontology annotation, cellular component: kinetochore; Ndc80 complex; cytoplasm. Gene Ontology annotation, biological process: intracellular signal transduction; cyclic nucleotide biosynthetic process. The record is from RefSeq and is a predicted model, not a curated record. NCBI's taxonomy places the organism in Eukaryota, Metazoa, Chordata, Testudines, Emydidae.